Molecule: messenger RNA, 1254 nt
Organism: Leptopilina heterotoma
Lineage: Eukaryota; Metazoa; Arthropoda; Insecta; Hymenoptera; Figitidae
Product: probable serine/threonine-protein kinase clkA
Exons: 3
Coding region: 386-1108 (240 amino acids)
Source: RefSeq, a predicted model, not a curated record
ACCUUCUUUCUCAAACAUCAGUCAAAAUUCAACCACAGAAGUUCCCAUUUUAAGAGAGAACAAAAAUUUUGUUUCUAUUUUAUAUAUUUUAUAUAUUUUUUUAACAUCAUAUUUGUAUUUUUUAUUCAAUUUAGAAACAUACAUUUUACUAUUGAAAUUAAGGUGUGUAAGACAGGAAAAUUUCUAAAUUAAAAAUUCGAAAAAAAAGAGAAUAAUAAUAGUUGAGAAUUGAUUAUUUUCUGAGUGAAUCUUUUUUAAUCAAGAUUCAACAUCAAUCAUUGAGUGACGUACGAUAAAUUGUUUUUCAUAUAAACUUUGCUGAGAAAACGAGUUUUGUCUGUUGCUAAAAGACGCGAAUAGUCUACAGUUAUUUUUAUUGUGCAAAAUGGAGAAGUUAAUUCUUGGUUUGAUUUUAAUUAUAGCCAUUGUUACAGCCAAUGGCAACGAUUUUGUCUUUCCUGAUGACUUAGCAUCACGAUCGGUGGGACAAUAUAGUAACAACUACCGCCCUUCGCAUUACAACCAUGGAAAUGCGAACGCGAAUGCGAAUGCAAACGCAAAUUCCUAUGGAAACGGAUACAACAAUGCAAAUGCGGCUGCAAAGGCCAACAGCUAUGGCAAUGGAUAUGGAAACGGAUACGGAAAUGCCAAUUCAAAUGCCAAUGCCAAUGCGAAUUCCUAUGGAAACGGAUACGGAAAUUCCAAUGCCAAUGCCAAUGCCAAUGCCAAUUCGCAAGCAACGUUCAAUGGCAAUCCUUACUACAAUAAUGGUUACUCGAGUAGUCUGGCAAAUUCAAUUGCUAAUUCAGUUGCUAAUAAUGGCAAUGGCGCAAGCGCUGCAAGUGCAGGUUCAGCUGUUGGAGUCUCCUUCGUCAAUGGAAUUCCACACACGAGUGCAUCAGCUGCAGCGGCUUCCUCAGCCUCUGGAAAUGGUCGAGCCAACUCAUAUUCAAAUAGCAACAGCAAUUCGGGUUACAUUCAACCAUAUUCUCAUUUCUAUUUGGGCAGUCGUUUAGGUGACGACAGUGACGAUAGUACAAAUACAACUACAACUGCCGAGGCAAAAUCAACAACGGCUGAGGCAAAAUCGACAACUGUCGAAAAUUAGAAGACAAAGAACAUUUUUUAUCUCAUUUUACGUUUAAUUUAUUAUAAAUAGUAUUUUCUACACUAAAUAUUUAAGUAUUAAAUAAUAAAUAUUUAAGUACUUUAAUAUUUUAUUGCCAAAUACAUCGAAACGCGUAAUUUUAAUUU